AUGAAGACGGCUGUUUUGUUUUUAACUCUUCUAAUUCUUGUUUUUUCAUGUACAUCAUUAGUUAUAAAAGAAUCUAAUUUCGAAGAGAGAGCAUAUCCUUCCCAUCUAGCAGCGACUCCUCCAAUUGAUCAAUCUGCCUCUAACAAAAAUCUUGGAUUCUCUUCUGGCUGCAACCCAAAGUGUUUUUGUUAUAAUUGCACAAAGAAAUAUGUCUCAAACAAAAAUCUUGUAUUCUCUUCUGGCUGCAACCAAAAGUGUUUUUGUUAUAAUUGCGCAAAGAGUUGUUUUAGAAGGGGAAGGACGGUACAAAGUUGUCAAGGAUUUGUUUGUCGAUGCCAUUAUGGGCAACAUCCAUAAGACAUUGUAAAUUUGUUGUAAAAUUCAUAAAAAAAAAAUUAAAAA
Messenger RNA from Arabidopsis lyrata subsp. lyrata, 402 nucleotides. Its product is annotated as putative defensin-like protein 211. The transcript has 2 exons. The record is from RefSeq and is a predicted model, not a curated record. NCBI's taxonomy places the organism in Eukaryota, Viridiplantae, Streptophyta, Magnoliopsida, Brassicales, Brassicaceae. The coding region runs from base 1 to 357 and encodes 118 amino acids.